Marchantia polymorpha subsp. ruderalis is the source of this 2476-nucleotide messenger RNA. Lineage: Eukaryota; Viridiplantae; Streptophyta; Marchantiopsida; Marchantiales; Marchantiaceae. The record is from the annotation of a GenBank genome assembly.
UGUCGAGCAUUUGAGUGUUCAGAGUUCACGCCGAGAUACACUUUGCAAAUUGGGUCAGAAUCAAGUUCCAUUAUCCAGAAGCUAGCUUUUAUGCUAACUCCUGUACUGAUCCGAUAUGCCCGUCCAACUAUCAUGACCUAUCUAUGGGGAAGGAGAAGGGCGAUUUGGAUGAUUCACCUUGCGAAUCUUCUCUUUAGACCGCCCAUUUCUCUGCACGGAUCGAGGACUCAGUGGUAUGUACAGUCCAUAUCUAGCUUCUUCAAGUUUCUUCAAUCUCAGCCGUGAGAACAUCCUCUUCUUUCGCUUGUGCUCUUUCAGCUCUUUGGGCAAUUCGUCUUCGGCGGAUGCCUCUAAAAUGAUCUUGCUCUCAUAAUUGAUGCUGGCCCUGCUCAGCCUCUUGGGAAAACCUUCAUCAUCAGGGUUGGGCCUCAUACUACUCUUCCUGACAGAGACCUCCCUGUUGCCAUCAUCGACACUGCCCCUGCUGAUCAUCGAGGGAGGAGGCUCUUCGGUUUUACUGGGCCUGCUUGGCCUCCUCAACGCCGCUGCUCCUCGAAUGGUCGGCAUGUCUCGUCCUUGACGAAGGCAAACUUCUCGACACAAUGACUGCCUUGCUUGCAGACGAUUAAGACCUUUUCGGAUGAAGGACAGGAGGAUCCGGAUGGGCUUCCUACAUGAACGUCCUGUUUACCACCGCAUCGUGCAGCCAGAGGAUGCUCGCUCGAGGAAGUUCCGCAAGAGUCACUGACAUGAUUGCGGACUUCGUGGAGCGUCUGAUGUGCCAGUGGCGAACAAUUGAAGAAAUUUCGAACGAGACUGGGCUAAAUCUUGCGACAGCGUUUGUUCAGUUCUGCAGCUUCCAGAGGAUUUUCUUCGACAAAACCUCGUGUAGGGUUAGGGUUGUGUGACGUAGCGUUUCACAAUCUUAGGACGUCCAGGAGUAACCAACUCGAGGAAAACAGGAACCGGGAGAUGAUGGUGUAGCUAAGCGGAAGGAGGGUUCUGGUCUACUCCAGUUGAACUUGAGUCUUGAACUCUUCGUGCACCGACAGCGUUCUCAGGUUGUAAGAUUGUCGAUUUUUCUGCUCCCCCAUCUGCAUCUCGACAGUUCCGAUGAAGACAUACAAUCAUCGAGAAUCGCUCGCAGUGUCCCCAUCACCACUCCUCAGUUCCGAAGCUUAAACAGGCCAGUGAGAGAUUCUAUCACCAUCAGCAUUCUGUGCUUCUUGGUUAUUGACUAACAUCCGUAUUGGGCACCCCCUGACCCAGACCCUCGCCUCGAUCGGACGAAUUCCGUCUUGCUUGACGGGAGAAAACCGAUUGCUUCGAGAAAGAAUCGCGCUCAGCAAUUCACAGGAUGAUCACCCUGCUGUCAGAGACUUCCUCGGACGGCGGAAUUGCGCAUGAAAUAGACUGAUUUCUUCGGGUGUUCCCGGGUUCGAUUUGAAGCGUUGUCAGCGAUGGAUAGUGUGAAGAUGUUGGUAGGGCAGGUGGCCGGUUCCGCCUCUGCGUCCACCGAAGAGCCUGGAUUCAUGGAAGAAGUUCAAGGCCGUUUGUCCAUGUCUCGAACUCAUAGGAUGUACGGCUUCGGUGCGUGCAUGGCUCUCGGCGUUAUAUUCCUCUUCAUAUCGACGACGUUGAUCAUCAUGCCGGAGAAAUUCGCCUUCACAUUCACAACAGCCAAUAUCCUGCUGAUGGGAAGCACGAUGUUCUUGAUAGGCCCAAUCAGACAGCUGAAGAUGAUGUUCGAUCCCGUCCGAAUGUGUGCGACGGUCUGUUACCUUCUCAGCUUGGUCAUGGCCUUAUUCUGUGCCCUCAAGCUCCACAGCUUCUUCCUGACAGUCAUCGCCAUUAUUCUUGAAGCCAUCGCCAUUGCUUGGUACGCGUUGAGCUACAUCCCAUUCGCGAGGUCGAUGGCUAAAACUAUGCUCCACUCUUGUUUCCCGAGAAUAUUUUAAGCUGCGAACGCAUUCAAAGCUUCGAACUCGAAGUGGAGAUGGAUCCUGGAGGGAUUGGCAGCCACUGAACAGAACCAUGUCGUCCAUCGAUAGUUCAGACCUGCCCGCUGCUUCCACCCAUCUCUUCCUUUCAAACGAAAAGGCUCCUCAUCAUCUACCACGUAUUGCUAAUCAGUUGUGUAAUUUACAUUUGUGACGACUGAGAUGUCAAGAGUACUGACGGAUUUCAGGUAGCUGGUCCAACUGAAUCGGUGUGCUGGAGGAGCUUCUUCUGAAUCACAGAAUACAUAUCACAGACACAUUGCCUCUCCAUCGCCCAUUACUCGUUGACACCAGUCAUGACAUAAUAGUAUUCCUCACAGCGACCUUUGUGAGCUGAGCUGAGGAAGAGCUGAUUGGAAUGAAUUUCACGUUUUCAGAGCAGCCACGUUUUUGCAUUGACUCGCGUCUUUUUACAGUGCCGGCAUCUCGAGAGUAUAUGCAUGCAAAUGAUUGUUUCCUUAAGAUACUACUUUACG